AUGAUACGUGAUCGCAACACUGGCCGCGCAGAUUUCAUCUUCUACAGCAACCGCAUAAUCCGUCUGCUUGUUGAAGAAGGCCUUAACCACCUGCCAACAGAGUCUCAGGAGAUCACCACCCCUGUAGGCCGCACUUACUCCGGUGUCAAGUUCGAGGGCAAGAUCUGCGGUGUCUCGAUUAUGCGUGCGGGAGAGUCCAUGGAGCAGGGUUUGAGGGACUGCUGUAGGAGCGUACGCAUAGGAAAGAUCUUGAUUCAGCGGGACGAGGAGACUAGUAAGCCGAAAUUGUACUACGACAAGUUGCCUGAGGACAUUGCCGACAGAUGGGUCUUGUUGCUGGAUCCUAUGCUGGCUACUGGUGGUUCGGCACUCAUGGCGAUCGAUGUGCUCAAGUCGCGGGGCGUGCCAGAGGAGCACAUUCUCUUCCUCAACCUCAUUGCCAGCCCAGAAGGCGCGCAAAACCUUGCGGAUAAGUUCCCCAAGGUGAGAGUGGUCACGGCCUUUGUUGAUGCGGGUCUGGACGAGAAGAACUACAUUGUCCCUGGACUGGGUGACUUUGGCGACCGUUUCUACACCAUGUAA
Alternaria incomplexa is the source of this 582-nucleotide messenger RNA. It is a transcript of the gene FUR1, whose product is annotated as Uracil phosphoribosyltransferase, synthesizes UMP from uracil. The transcript is spliced from 3 exons. NCBI's taxonomy places the organism in Eukaryota, Fungi, Ascomycota, Dothideomycetes, Pleosporales, Pleosporaceae. Bases 1 to 582 code for a protein of 193 amino acids. The record is from RefSeq and is a predicted model, not a curated record.